GUGAGAGAACGUGACGUCAUGACUACCUUGUGAUACACUGAAGUGAAAAUAGGAAGAGAAUCAGCGACCAGACUACGCUGUAACCUGACAAAAUCAAACACCAAUCACUGUGGUUUCGCUGUGAACAGAACAGAACCAGGUUUUAGAGCCACCGGGCCCUUCAUCUAACGAGCGAAAAUGACGGCAGCGGUGUUUUUUGGCUGCACAUUUAUCGCCUUCGGCCCAGCCGUCUCCCUGUUCCUGUUUACCAUCGCCCGGGAGCCGCUGAGGGUGAUUUUCCUCAUAGCAGGAGCGUUUUUCUGGCUAGUGUCGCUGCUGCUGGCCUCCCUGGUGUGGUUCAUCUCAGUCCAGAUCAGUAAUAAGGAGAGUGCAUCGCAGCAGAAGGGUCUGCUCAUCUUUGGUGUAGUGCUGUCAGUCCUGCUGCAGGAAACAUUCCGCUUUGCUUACUACAAACUGCUCAAGAAAGCAAACGAAGGCCUCCUUGCGCUGAGUCAAGAGGAAACGAUGCCAAUAUCCAUACGACAGCUCGCCUAUGUGUCUGGCCUUGGCUUUGGCUUUAUGAGCGGAGCAUUCUCUGUGGUCAACAUCCUGGCUGAUUCUGUGGGGCCAGGGACCAUAGGCAUCCACGGUGACUCUCAACACUACUUCCUGUCCUCAGCCUUCAUGACCAUGGCCAUCAUCCUGCUUCACAUGUUCUGGGGUGUCGUCUUCUUCGAUGGCUGUGAGAAGCAGCGCUGGUUGGCGGUAGCUGCUGUCGUCAUCAGUCACCUCGUGGUGUCCUGCUUGACCUUCCAGAACCCACAGUACAUUUCCAGCCUGGUUCCCACCUACAUAAUCAUGUUCUCAAUGGGUAUUUGGGCAUUUUACACGGCUGGAGGCUCCCUCAGGAACCUCAAACUCUGCCUCACCUGCAAAGACAAGGACUUCCUGCUGGCCAACCACCGGCCCAGAUAACGCUGCGAGCUCAGGAGUUUACAGAACUCAGUCCAAAGAUCUCAACGUUCAUAAACACACACAUACACACACACACACACUGAACGUUUUUAAUUAGCUGUUUCACAUGGGAGCUUAAAAGCAAAGGUUUUUGGAGAAACAAAGGUGAGUCAUGUCAGGUCAGUGUCGGCCUUUUCCCCCUGACUUUUCCUGCUGACGUUGUAGAAGAUAUUCUCUGACAACACUUAGAUUCUGCUCAAAUAAAAAACACUGAAAACGUCAUCUGACAGAUGUGUGAUCUGAAUUUGCAGGGCUCUCAUUUUGAAAAACUUUUGUAUAUAAGGAGACAUUUCUGAAAACCACGAUUCUGUUAGGAUGCCUUUGAGCUGAAAUGAAGACAUGGUUGGUAUUUAGUUUUAACUUGGUUAUGUUGAGCUCUUUAGACUGAUUUCAUUUUACUAGCUUGGGGUGGCUGGUCUUCAUCCUCCAUUCUUGGCCUACAGUCCAAACUGGAGAGAAGAAUGUGCUGAAACGGUUUCCUUUCAGAAUAGCUGUUGGUUUAGGAAUGUUUUAUGUUUAUAUAAACUCAAAUGCAACAAAGUGUUUACUCUGUGAUCUUUUGAAAGUUCACAUUCAUCUGCUCUUUUUUUUUUUUUGUUUUGUUUUAGUGUCAAAUUUCUCACACUGAAUGUUUUUUCAUUGCACUUGCUUUUAUGUUGAUUACCUUUAUGUACAGUUUGUGAAAAUUGAAUUCUGAAGUGUAAUACAAAUGGGAUGGAAGUUAGAAUAAGAUGCAAGUUAUGCAUGUUUAGCUGGCUUGAGUCCAUGAGAGAAUCACAUUUGAACAGGUGGAAAACCUGAUGGGUACAAACCUGCAAGAAUAAAUUUGGUUAUGUUCAA
Girardinichthys multiradiatus is the source of this 1833-nucleotide messenger RNA. RefSeq names its product APH1B gamma secretase subunit (gene aph1b). Gene Ontology annotation, cellular component: gamma-secretase complex; endoplasmic reticulum; membrane. The record is from RefSeq and is a predicted model, not a curated record. The transcript is spliced from 6 exons. Gene Ontology annotation, biological process: positive regulation of catalytic activity; Notch signaling pathway; Notch receptor processing. Gene Ontology annotation, molecular function: protein-macromolecule adaptor activity. Bases 178 to 954 code for a protein of 258 amino acids. Lineage: Eukaryota; Metazoa; Chordata; Actinopteri; Cyprinodontiformes; Goodeidae.